Messenger RNA from Neurospora hispaniola, 985 nucleotides. RefSeq names its product glucosamine 6-phosphate N-acetyltransferase. NCBI's taxonomy places the organism in Eukaryota, Fungi, Ascomycota, Sordariomycetes, Sordariales, Sordariaceae. Gene Ontology annotation, cellular component: endoplasmic reticulum; Golgi apparatus; endoplasmic reticulum-Golgi intermediate compartment. Gene Ontology annotation, molecular function: monosaccharide binding; glucosamine 6-phosphate N-acetyltransferase activity. Gene Ontology annotation, biological process: UDP-N-acetylglucosamine biosynthetic process. Bases 252 to 785 code for a protein of 177 amino acids. The transcript has 3 exons. The record is from RefSeq and is a predicted model, not a curated record.
UGGUUAGACUGUAGUUACCUUUCAGUCAUCCACACGACAACUCCAAAGAUUAGUAGUGUACCGCCGCUGCCUGCUUCGGCUAUUCCCGCUCGCUGAACAUCAUCGGAAUAAGCGAAUAGCGAGAGGACAAGUCAACAAUCCGCCGCCCGGUCUCCCUCUCAACGAGCUCCCAAUCGUUUCGCCAACCCAACAACACAGCGAAGCGACGACAUCCAAACGAAACGUUUCCCAUAUACCAUCAUACCUCCGCAAUGGCCGCCCCGAAAGAACUGUUCUCCGCCGAUCUCCUCUCCCCCGAGGUACAAUCAGCCCUCCCCGAGGGCUACAAGUUGCGCGCGCUUCGCCCAACUGACUAUGACACUGGCUUCCUCGACUGCCUCCGUGUCCUGACCACGGUAGGCGACAUUACCAAGGAGCAGUUCCAGGACCGUUACGACUGGGUCUCGCGACAGGACAGUGGCUACUUUAUUCUCGUCAUUGAGGACACCAACAGCAGCCCACCCAGAGUGGUCGGCACCGGCGCUGUGUUGGUUGAGCGCAAGUUCAUCCACAAUCUCGGGUCAGUCGGACACAUCGAGGACAUCGCAAUCGCCAAGGACCAGCAGGGCAAGAAGCUGGGUCUCCGUAUGAUCCAGGCGCUGGACUUUAUCGCCGAGAGGACGGGCUGCUACAAGACCAUUCUCGACUGCAGCGAAGCCAACGAGGGCUUCUACGUCAAGUGCGGCUUCAAGAGGGCGGGUCUGGAAAUGGCACAUUACUAUCAGAACACAAAGAGCAAAGCUUAGAAUGCUGCCAAAAUCUAGAAUAAUCAUGUUCUUUGCUUUCUCGACUCGGUAUGGAAUGGAAAUGCUGACUGACCUCUUUGGCUGCAUCGGAUGCGGCUUGGAGGGUGAUUCGUUCGUGGCCGCCGUCUGUGUCGGAGCUUCUUCAGCUGUACUCGGAUCCGGCACAAACGAUGCUCAAUGAUGACGCUACCCGAGACAUG